Arachis stenosperma is the source of this 1143-nucleotide messenger RNA. RefSeq lists its product as uncharacterized. NCBI's taxonomy places the organism in Eukaryota, Viridiplantae, Streptophyta, Magnoliopsida, Fabales, Fabaceae. Gene Ontology annotation, molecular function: DNA helicase activity. The transcript is spliced from 4 exons. Bases 1 to 1143 code for a protein of 380 amino acids. The record is from RefSeq and is a predicted model, not a curated record. Gene Ontology annotation, biological process: telomere maintenance; DNA repair.
AUGGGUGGACUUUUCUUCUUAUACGGUCAAGGUGGUUGUGGAAAAAUAUUUUUAUGGUCAACUAUAUCAUGCUCAAUUAGGUCUAAAGGAGGAAAGUCCUAUUACAAGGUUAAUAUCCAAGCUAAGGCCAAAUUAAUCACAUGGGAUGAAGCUCCAAUGAUAAGUAAGUAUUGUUACGAAGCUUUAGAUAAAUGCCUCAGAGACAUCUUAAGAUGCUCAGAUUCGUAUAAUGCUCAUUUGCCAUUUGGAAGUAAAGUUGUUGUUCUCGGAGGAGAUUUUAGACAAAUUUUACCUGUGAUUUCCAGAGGCUCAAGGCAAGAUAUAAUUCAGUCUUCUAUUAAUUCUUCAUAUUUGUGGCAUAACUGUAAGGUUUUGAAGCUUACAAAAAAUAUGAGAUUGUCACUAGGUGAAAACAACAACAUAAAAGAACUCAGAAAUUUUGCAGAAUGGCUACUCAAAAUUGGUGAUGGUUUGGCUGGUGAUACAACAGAUGGUGAAUCGAUCGUUCAUAUACCAUCUGACAUUUUGAUUAAGAACUCUGAGACAGCUUUGGAUGACCUCAUUGAUUUCGUAUAUCCAAAUAUGUUAUCCAAUUUAUCCGUUGAAAAUUAUUUCAAGGAUAGAGCAAUUCUUGCACCAACUUUAGAUUUUUGUGUCACUGAUGUCAACAACAAGAUGACUGCAGGACUACCUGGACAAGAAAGAGCCUACUUAAGUUCAGACUCUGUGUGUGUUGAAGAGGGAAAUAUGGAAUUUGAGUUAGAUGCUUUCUCGCCGGAGAUUCUAAAUGGAAUAAAUUGUUCAGGUCUACCACCACACAAGUUGGUUCUGAAGGUUGGCGCUCCUGUUAUGUUGCUGUGGAAUAUAGACCAAACUAAUGGUUUGUGCAAUGGCACGAGGAUGCAAGUUAGAAGAAUAGGAAAUCAUGUGAUAGAAUGCAAGAUUUUAACUGGUAACAAAGCUGGAAGUAUUGUUCUUAUCCUAAGACUGAAUCUAAUUCCAAAUAAUGAAACAUUGCCGGUCAGGGUAACGAGUAAAGAUGGUCUGCGAGUGCUGUUGCAAGAUCAUGGACACUUGGAAGAUAACUGCACGAUGAAUGUGAACUUCGCCAUUUCAAAUUUCAAUGUUGAUAUCGUUAAAUAA